AUGCCCACGCCUGGAUGGGAAAGCCACUGCCUAGUCGACAAGAGCGACAAGCACAAGUUCCAGCGAGAUAUUUCGUACCUCCGGCUCGUAGCCACCAUUUGGUAUGGUCCAGGUUCUCUGCGGACUCGGAGUGGUACGGAACUAGAAGGUCAGGCCAUGGAGAUGAUGCCUGAAAUGAAGAUACAUCCGGACGAGUCAGAAAGAACUCGAUUCCACCGCAAUGACAUCGCGCAUGCAAUUUAUCCGGUCUCGAUGGAUUAA
Penicillium longicatenatum is the source of this 261-nucleotide messenger RNA. RefSeq lists its product as uncharacterized. The record is from RefSeq and is a predicted model, not a curated record. Lineage: Eukaryota; Fungi; Ascomycota; Eurotiomycetes; Eurotiales; Aspergillaceae. The coding region runs from base 1 to 261 and encodes 86 amino acids. The transcript has a single exon.